Musa acuminata AAA Group (dessert banana) is the source of this 3073-nucleotide messenger RNA. RefSeq lists its product as uncharacterized. The coding region runs from base 2126 to 2845 and encodes 239 amino acids. The record is from RefSeq and is a predicted model, not a curated record. The transcript is spliced from 9 exons. NCBI's taxonomy places the organism in Eukaryota, Viridiplantae, Streptophyta, Magnoliopsida, Zingiberales, Musaceae.
UUCCAUGAAUAUUUUUGUUCGCGUACUGCCAUCGAGAUGAUGUCGAUGAUGACCAUGAUUUGGAUCGAUCCCCUAUUUUUGUCUCGUUCCUAUUGCGCCUUCGUGAAUCUGGGCUGAUGCGUUCCCGGUUCUAAAUUUAGAUCGCAUACCUGAUUCAUCGAUGUGUUCCUCUUGCUUCUGUUUCUUGCCGAUCUCUUUCUCAGCGAUUUAAGUGCCGGGUCGCGCUUUCUAUCUUUUCUUUUUUUCUUUCUAUUUUUCUUCUGCACUCUUGCAGUCAUAAAUUUCUUGGUGGUUAAGUUUUUGAAGAGAAGGCUUUCCUAUGUGAGCUUCAUGUUUUGGACGAAGCAAUUGGGAGAACACAAAACUCUAGUGUUUCUUGGAAAAAUGGAAUUUGAAAAUUUUAGGUGCAAAAAAUAGUCCCUUAUCUGAAACCUAUACCGAGAAGUUAUACGAAAUAUAGUAAAGAACGGAUCUCAAUCGUGGGGAUGGAAAACAAAAAAGAAAAGAAGAAAAUUGUGCAUAAAAAGAGGCAAGAAGAAGAUAGGAACUAUUAUGCUUACAACUAUUGCUCAAACGGCUUAUUCAUUCAAAAAAUAUUAUAACAUGUUUUUAAGUAUUAUAGUUGUAGCAUAUUGUAGAAUAUAGCGCAAUUUUUUUUCUUGCACUCAAGGACAUAUCAGUCUACUUUUGUCCUCGGAAUUCAAUUUUAUGUAUCCUUACUAAUUCAGUAAUUUGGUAGCGUACCUUAAACGAAAUGGAUGAAACAAGUGCAUAUGCGUUGAUGAUCAGAUAUAAUUGUGGACUCAAUUGAACUAACAGAACACCAAAAUCAUGGUUUAAUAUUAUAAAUAGUCCUUAAUUAAGGAGAUUUCUAUUGGAAACCCUCUUUUACUACUUAUAGAAAAUUUUAAGAACUUUUAAUAUUCCUAAGAUACCUUCUGCAAUGAUCAUAAAUGUCCUCAAUUUAUCGCUUAAUUCCAACAAAAUCUUCCAACUCCUUCCAUGCACCCCCUUUUUCUUCCCAUUAUUAUUAUUAUUCUUAUUCUUCUUAUCCUCCUCUUGAUUCCAUAUGCAUCUUUCGUAGAUGAAAUAUGACAGAGAAAACAUAGAUUUUCAAAUGAGAUGAUCUGAAUAUCAAAGAGGAUGAGGUGACAAAUAGUUUUUACAUUUGUUAGAUCAAUUUAAUGUUUUUAGGGGUUAAGACGUUGGGUUAUAGAUCCGAAAGAUGAUAUUUCAAAUGUUUCUGCAAUAUCCCAGAAGAUGUCAUCUUUUGGGUCAUUCUGCAUCAACUCAGAACUCAGAAGAUGCCAUAAAAGGGUAUGAUUGGUAAUUGAGGGAUUGCAUUUAGUAAAAUUAUAUUUUAUUAUAUUUUAGGUGGUUGUAUGAAGACGUUUGUCAAUAACAAAAAAGGAUUGUCAAUAGCAAUCUCCUAAAUUAAUAGAUUUGAGAAAAAAAUUCAAUUCAAGGACAAUUACCGGUUAGAAUGUACAUAUCUCAUCUAGAUUGUAUCUCCACCAUCAAACCUCUAGGUGAAAUUUUUGAGUUUUUUAAUGAAGAUUUUCUUUAUCUGCACCCAGUGCUCAUUCCCAAAACAAAGUCUAACCUUUUGUCCUUGAGUAUCUGGGCAAGUGAAUGUCGGUUGAUUGUCAACACAUUUAAAAGUAAGCAAGCCUUAGAGUUGGUGCAGUUUGGCUGUGUAGUCACUGGGACUUUUCCACUCCUUCCCAAAUUAAAAUUGAUGUUUAAUUUGUGCAGUUUGGUGGUUAAUUAGAGUUUUGUUUUAUUUGGAUGGAUUUGUUUCCUUGUUUAAUAUGAUUAAGGAAAGUUAAUUAAAAAUUGAAAAUUGCUUCAUUAAUUCUAUGAGCUAAUUAGGAAUCUAUUUAAUUAAUUAAUUCAAAAGAUAUCUUUCUUUUCUUGAGGGAAAAACUCCUUCCUCUCCUAUAUAAUGAAAACUCCUCAUUUAUUUAUCAACGGGGUCAAGUGGAACUCGAUAGUGCGGGAUCAAAGGGAGGAACUUCCAUCUUGAAGAAGUUACAGGGAAGGGAUACAUCCUAAAAUCAUUUACAUUGAGCUUCUAUGUCAUGAUUGUUACUGAGGCAAGAUUUUGUAAAAGUGAAUCUGCUUAAUGGAUGAUGUUUAUGGAAAGCUAGAGGUUCUCCCAGAACACUUCCGACCCACCGAAGCAUCUGAACACUCUCCCCAAACAACAAAUUCAAGGGCAGAUUAUAAGCUGAGAUCACUUGGCCAUUCGUGGGCUGUAAGAAGAGUAAUGGGAGCUGCAUCUCUGCUGAACUUGUUUACGCUUUCACGUCUUCCAUGGGGAUCAAGAGAUCACAAUGAUAAGAUUGAACUUACUAGAGUAGAAGUAGAGUCUCUUCGGUCAGAAAUUGCAGAUGCAGAGGAAAGAGAGACGUAUCUAAAAGCUCAGUUGGAACAUCUUGAUGGAAUUUUGAGGUCUGCAUGGCUUUGUGGUUAUCUCUAUGUCCGAACUAGGUGGACGCAACUUCCUGGAGAACCUCCUAUAAUAGAUGAUGAUGACAUAGAUGAUUGGCUUCCCCGCUUUGUUGUCCUUCACGGCUCAUGUAUCUAUUAUUAUCUCAAGUCUACUGAUUUGAGUCCUCAAGAUAGCACACUGUUAUCUGAUGUUGUUGAAGUUGGGCCACUUCCAAGCUUCAAACAUGAUGAUGAAGAAAUAAGACAUGCAUUUUACCUUUUAACCUGUCAAGGUUUGCGGUUUGAAUGCUCAAGUAUUUCUGAGUUACAGGUGGAAUCAUGGCUGACAACAUUACGAAGUGAUUGCAAACUCAAGUCUGGGUCAACUCUCCAGGAUUCAAUCAAAUCAUAGGAGCCAUUAGGUACCUGAGUCUUGUAAAUAGUAUAAACUCAUCCUGAGUUGUUAAAUAUAUAUUUUUUACAUUAUUGCAUUUACCUACUGCAUAUUGUUAUUUCCUGAGUGAUUAAAGUGGACGCCUGUGUAACUUGCAAUUGUACGUUCUUAUUCCCAGAAGUACAACAAAUGAUUUGCAUAUAAUAAUAAUCAGAAGAUGGCUUCUGGGUCAAACUUUUGCUCUGA